Molecule: messenger RNA, 1570 nt
Organism: Marchantia polymorpha subsp. ruderalis
Lineage: Eukaryota; Viridiplantae; Streptophyta; Marchantiopsida; Marchantiales; Marchantiaceae
Source: the annotation of a GenBank genome assembly
GGGUGCCAAGCAUUGCUGUGACUGCAGAAGCGGUCAUCUGCCAGACUUGUUCACGCCUUACCUUGAAGCAGACGUUCGUGAAUGCGGAGAAAGAAGCUCUGGAUGAAGCUGUGUACACAUUUCCGCUGUACGAGGGGGCCGCGGUCGUGGCCUUCACUUGCACAGUCCAGGACCAGGUCAUUGUAGGAGACUCAUCCAACACUCGGCAACAAUCAAAGGGCGGUCCUGCUCUCUCUGAUCCCCAAGUUCUACAUGCCACGGAUCAGACCUGAGAGUGUUUUCAAAGCUGACAGAAGCGGCAGUAUGGAAGAUCAGAUGCCGCAGCUGCGAACUGCGUUGACGACCACCAAAUCCGAGCACGAUGGAGACGCAUUCGAGAUUGUCGAGCGCGAAGAAAGCUCUGCACCAGCUCCGAAGGCUGAUGAAGCCCAACUGCAGCCCACUGUCAUUUCCCUGUACGAUGAAUCAGCUUCUGCAGACGCGGAAAUAAUGCAGCCCACUUCGAAGGACGUGUUCGCCCAUCUUCCAGCCCUCGCAGUGCCGACCAGGAUACAGACUCCCCACCGCAUUCCACCGCUCUACCCAUUCAACCGGACCACUGUCUACGUCCUUCUGUCGGGAUCAGAGCCAACUCCGGCAGUGAUCACCGUGUAUAGCACCACCAAAUCGGGCAUCCGACUAGAGCAACAGGUCGCUGUCAAAGAUGUGGGCUUGGGCACCACGGUCCAUCAAUUGGCAGCGAAGAAGCUUUUGCAGGAACUGGAUGAAGGGGGCAGGUACCUUCAUUCGGGCGAGUUCGGAGUGGAUCCGCAAUCAGAGCCGGGGAAGUUUGUGGAUGUUGUCGAGAGAGAGGGCGUGAGAGUAGGCUUGACCUUCGAAGUGGUCGGGAAGUGGACCAGUUUUGUAGCUGUUGAAGUGGAAGAAUCUAAUUUCGAACUUCGAAAUUCGAAGUUGUUGAGAAAGGGUUCUGCUCCUCUAGGUUUCGUUUUUCCCAGUCGGUUGUCGACAAGGAGUGGUGUUCUUCCAGAUUUCGCUUUUCCCAGUCGGAAGUCAAGAUCUAGUCAAUAUGUGCGGGCGGUCGUCGAUUCGCUUACAUCAUUGUAUUGCUCAUUGGGCAAGCUGUCUGGAGUCCGGGUAUUGCGCGCCGUGUACUCUUCCGGUCACAGAGUGACAGUGAGCUGACUCAAGAUUCAGAGGAGAGCAAGCCAAGCAAGCAAGCAAGAGUAAGCUUUUUAGACGGCAGGCCUUCGAUGGCAGCUUCCCCUGGGUGUGUGGGAGAUAGCGGUGGAGAAGACAGAUGCUUGGGCUGUUGAGACGGCUGGAGAAGCAGUAUGGAAUGCAGUGAAAGCUUGGGCGUCUCUCUGACGGGUGAAUUAAAAUCGAAUGAUUUUUGAGCCACGUCGUGAUCCUCUUCGUCUGUAUAUCGAGCAUUGAUAGCUCACGCUGUACAUAAAAAAAAAAGCUUCAUGUGAGACUCACUUAUGCUGAAACCGGGCAUCUCACUAAGCUCUAGAGUUUAAUCUCCACAUGAGUCCGUUUCUAAAUUGUAAUGGAUAUACCAGCAACUCUU